AAUGGGAAUGGGUUGAUCCGAAUUGGUGGUUUGAUUCUGGGGGUGCCGUUGAUAAAGAGGGUUGGGAAUAUUUCGAUAAUCGAUGGAAUAAUCCAUCUUCUAAAAGUGCAUUCAGAAGAUAUACUCGUAGGAGAAAAUGGGCUAGAACUGCUAGAAUGAUAGAAACGAUUCAGAAAAUUGAGAGUCCUCUUAAUUCAACAUCCGAACCGGAUGAGAAAGUCGAUCGGAGUGAAAAUACUAAUGAUUCAAGUGUCGAUAACAAACUUUCAUCAAACAACCACAAAGAUGAGGAAUCAAGUACAACAGAUCAAUAA
Molecule: messenger RNA, 314 nt
Organism: Racocetra persica
Lineage: Eukaryota; Fungi; Glomeromycota; Glomeromycetes; Diversisporales; Gigasporaceae
Source: the annotation of a GenBank genome assembly